This is a messenger RNA of Penicillium mononematosum, 1602 nucleotides long. RefSeq names its product Multicopper oxidase. Gene Ontology annotation, molecular function: copper ion binding; oxidoreductase activity. The record is from RefSeq and is a predicted model, not a curated record. Lineage: Eukaryota; Fungi; Ascomycota; Eurotiomycetes; Eurotiales; Aspergillaceae. The transcript is spliced from 3 exons. The coding region runs from base 1 to 1602 and encodes 533 amino acids.
AUGAUUUUGCUGUGCUAUAUUCUUUUAUUACCCUUCUGUUUUGCCUGGGCCGCCAGGCUAGUGCGGCACGAUGAGCACUUUACUCCGGAUGUGGUUCUCCGUGUCACUGCUAAGGAAAUUCCAAUUGCUUGUACGACUCGUUUCACAGUGGUCAUCAACGAAACCACACCAGGGCCAUUGAUAGUCCUCAAUGAAGGAGAGGUGACCUGGAUUAGGGUCUACAACGAUAUCACGGGACAAAACCUAACCAUGCAUUGGCAUGGACUAAGUCAGUCAGCUGCUCCUUUUUCAGAUGGUUCUCCUAUGGCAAGCCAGUGGCCGAUACCUCCAGGUCACUUUUUUGACUAUGAAGUGCUGCCCCAAUACGGUGAAGCGGGGACAUACUUUUAUCACUCCCAUGUCGGCUUCGAAGCUGUCUCGGCAACAGGGCCUUUGAUUGUGCGCGACCCCCAUGAUUCCCCCUAUCUCUACGACGAAGAACGCAUUAUCGUCCUGACAGAUUAUUUCAACAAGUCUGAUGCGCAAGUGGAGCAAGGCCUAACCUCCAAUCCGUUUAUCUGGAGUGGUGAGACUGAAGCUAUUCUUGUGAAUGGCCAGGGCACAAUCAACAAUUCCACUUCAGGAGCGCCCUCGUGCUCUCUUGCUUCAUUGAAGGUGGAACCAAGCAAGACAUAUCGAUUCCGUAUUAUUGGUAGCACGGCUCUUUCUUUCGUUUCAAUGGCAUUCGAGGGUCAUGACAUGACGAUUAUUGAAGCGGAUGGAGGCUACACUCAGCCCUUGCCAGUCACCCAUCUCCAAGUAGGCGUGGGCCAACGCUACAGCGUCUUAGUCCGAACCAAAAGUGCACAAGAGCUUUGUGCUGAAGGUCGCAUGAGAUUCUUUCUACAGCUUGAGUCAAGAGAACGGCCCACUCUCACACGUUCAUACGCCGUGUUCGAGUAUCCGAGAGAGAAGUACGAUAAUAUUCAGCCCCCAGAGAUUCCACCUAUCGAGCUUCCUACUACGACUUAUAACUGGGUUGACGACGACCUUUCCGCCCUCUUCCCAAACGACUUCCCUUCGCUAGUCAAUGUCACCAGACGGGCAAAAUGGGGCCCCUUGGACGAGACAUUCCCGCAAACACCAUAUCUUGUGGCGCUCUACCAGAACAACGAAGUGGCUCUUCCAUCAUACGACGUGGCCAUUGCAAAUGGCCUAGGAAUUGACCCUCGCGUCCGAGCUUUCCCGGCCAAAAUCGGAGAGGUGCUAGAAAUCGUGAUCCAAAAUUCCGGCUCAACUACCGGAGGACUCGAUGUGCAUCCUUUCCACUCACAUGGCUUACAUUUUUACGAUAUUGGAAGUGGGCCAGGAACCUACAACGUCACUGAAAAUGAAGCAUUGCUAGCGUUUCGAAGGCCAAUCAAACGUGACACAACAAUGCUUUAUCGCUACUCCACAACCGCACCUACAGGACAAGAUGCGGGGUGGAGAGCAUGGCGUGUCCGAGUCACAGACCCUGGAGUGUGGAUGAUCCAUUGCCAUACCCUACAGCAUAUGAUAAUGGGUAUGUAUUUGGUUUCCCUUCCUGCUUUGGGCUCCCCGGAACCGAACAUUUCCUCGUAA